CUCUGUGGUGCGGAGAGCAUAUUCAAGAAGAAGCACAACGAAGAAAAGUACCGAAUUUCAUAUCUAUAAAACCGCAUGCAUUGCACCUACCGGUCAUCAGUCAGCUAACAGUCGGCUAAACAUAACACAACUACAAAAGUUGAUAAAAAUAACGCUUUCGUGCAUCUUUUAAUCUAAAAACAGAAACAAAACAAAAUAAUCAACAUGCCUUGCCCCUGUGGAACUGGUUGCAAAUGCGCUUCUCAAACCCAAUCUUCCGGUAGCUGUGGUUGCGGUUCAUCCUGCAAAUGCGGUAGCAGCUGUGAUAAGGGUAGCUGCGGCAAGUAAGGAGUCCAAGAACUGAAUAUGGAUUCUCCUAUCAAGCCAUUAGCCUGUAUUCACUGUAAUUCUUCCAUUAAAUUUAGUAUAUCUCUUCUCAUUAAAUCUGAGAUCGAAUUAUAUGUAAUUUAAGUUAAAGCA
Molecule: messenger RNA, 459 nt
Organism: Musca domestica (house fly)
Lineage: Eukaryota; Metazoa; Arthropoda; Insecta; Diptera; Muscidae
Product: metallothionein-1
Exons: 2
Coding region: 205-327 (40 amino acids)
Molecular function (GO): metal ion binding
Source: RefSeq, a predicted model, not a curated record